This is a messenger RNA of Eruca vesicaria subsp. sativa (arugula), 549 nucleotides long. NCBI's taxonomy places the organism in Eukaryota, Viridiplantae, Streptophyta, Magnoliopsida, Brassicales, Brassicaceae. The record is from the annotation of a GenBank genome assembly.
AUGGCAAAAUUAUUCCAAAACUUUAGUUUCCGGCGAAAUGCAUCGCCUGCCGCCGCAUCUAAUAAACCUAAGUCUAUAAGAUCAUCGGUUUCUCAGUUUGGGGAGAAGAGGCUCUUGAAAGAAUCUAAAAUGCAAGAUCAAAUCCUUAUGAAGCUUGUCAGCUCAAGAAUAACUUCGCCUGAAAAUCUUUUCCGGUGGGAAGCAAACCUCAUCGGACCAGCGAACUGCCCGUUCGAAAACGGUGUCUUCGCCGUCUCUAUUCACAUCCCAACCAAAUAUCCAUUCAAACCACCCAAGAUCAUGUUUCAGACCAAGAUAUUCCAUCCUAACAUCAAUGAGGAUGGAGAAAUAAGUAUAGAUAUAUUGGGGGCGCUAUGGUCACCAAGUUUGAGAAUCGAUUUGCUUUUACUUUCCAUAUGCUCUGUCCUCUCAACCCCUGCUGAACCAUUUAUUCCUGGCAAUCCUGCCGUUAAAUUGUACCAGCAAGACCGAAGAGCCUAUGAAAAGAUUGCGAGAAUGUGGACUAUGGCAUAUGCAAAGGAGGCUUGA